AAACUCAAUAUUAUAAAAUUUUUGUCCUCAAGGCUUAAAUUUAAUGCCGUUUUGUUGUACGUAUCGUUAAACAGCCUUUACAGUGAUAGUUGGAUAAAAGAUUGUAUUUUCUUUGUAUUGAAAUAAUAGAUCAAGUUGUUAGUACUGAAUCUGUUAUAAUGGCUGAUCCACGCAAACUGCCAGACUGCCCAGGGCGGAAUAUCGUAAUUCUAGAAAGUCUCAUUACGAAUGGACCUAAUCACGAAUGCUUGUCUCAGUGCCAGUUACUGUGUUGAAGUCUCCUGACGGCAGUAUCAAGCUGGAGGACAGUAACAUCCCACAACAGCGUAUGAAUGCCCUCCAUAGACCCAGGGGCAAAAUGCGGGGUCCCAUCCAUCACAGACAGCCUGCGGUCGAACUAUCUCUGGAGGAUGCUGCUAAGAGGGAGAUGCAAGCGUUGCCAUCCAAGACACCAGUAUCAGUGCUGCAAGAGCUGCUGAGUCGGCGAGGUACAACGCCCAAGUAUGAGUUGGUGCAGGUGGAGGGAGCUAUCCAUGAGCCCACCUUCCGAUACCGAGUCACUGUUGCUGAAGUUGUUGCCAUGGGAAUUGGGAGGUCCAAGAAAGAGGCAAAACAUGCAGCUGCCAAGAAUGUGCUGGACAGACUAAUCGGGAAUGCAGAUCCUAAUAUGAUCAAUUCUAUGACAAACUCAAUCAAUGAACAGCUCUUGACAGGGAAUAUGGUUUCACCGUAUGAGGACAAGAUUGGAGGUAACCCAAUAGGUCUCCUGCAGGAACUGUGCAUGUCGCGACGAUGGCCACCACCCACCUACUCGACCGAGCAUGAGGAGGGGUUACCCCACGAGCGCCAGUUUACCAUCGCCUGCCUUGUCUUCAAAUUUAAGGAAAUAGGUAUGGGAAAGUCCAAGAAACUAGCUAAGCGACAGGCUGCCAACAAAAUGUGGAACAAACUCAAGGAUAUUAGUGUGGAAACCAACAACAUCUCAUUCAAUCUGGAGGAUGAUGAUGAGAUAACUCAGCGCGUUUCCCAGAUCAAUCACGAAUUUGGUGAACUGAAAGAGGCAAAAAUUCCGACCUUGACGACCCCACAUAGUCACAAGGUGUCUCAGUUUCACAAGAACCUCAAAUCUUCUUUUGGUGAAAAGCUUAAUGAGUUACAGACGGUUGUGCUGAAGAAUCAGGGCUUCAACUUUGUACAGUUCUUACAAGAAAUAGCAUCUGAGCAGCAGUUUGAGGUCACUUACGUAGAUAUCGAAGAAAAGUCCAUGACAGGAAAGUAUCAGUGUCUGGUACAACUGUCCACCUUGCCUGUAGCGGUGUGUCACGGCUCUGGGAAUAGCUCUAAGGAAGCUCAGACGGCUGCAGCACACAACGCUCUUGAGUACUUGAAGAUAAUGACGAAGAAAUGAACAUCUCCCGGACCCGAACUGGAAGGAGACUGUUGGUAGCUGCCUCUUCUACAACCGUAUGGAGUCCGACAUAUGACUUAUCCCCUAGGCUCCAUACGGUUGCAGCGAGCGCAAAGAAUCCACAAGUCUCCUCUUCAUUCGGCUGGUACCAAACACUUUGACGACGUCCACUCGAUGGGCGUGUACAAUUAUUUUCCCUGAGAAUAGAUUUUCCUUUCUUGUUUGUGCUACCUCAUUAAGUGUUGCACUGAGCUUUUGCUUUUAGAUGUUUAUCGUGUCUGUUGUCCAGAUGACAAAAAAAAAUGUUCAUGUCUGUUUUCUAGACAACAACAAAAUUUGAAAUUGUCUAAAGGGAAAUGUAAUAUCGGGGUGGGACCAUCUUGGACAGUUAUUUCAACCUCUUUACUCGCAGAUUUUUAAUUUUAUUAAUUUUGCUGACGAUUUAAUCUUAAAUGUUAUUGUUUAUUGUUACCUGUCAAACAAGAAUUAAUUAUAAAGUUCUAUCUUUACAUUAAACAAGAUGUUAUUCAAGGUGUUUUUUUUUAUCUUGAAAUAUUUAAAUUAGAAAUUCAAAUUGUUUCUUCCAAAUUUAUGACAGUAUUUUUAUACUUACAUUCAAUUGUACUUUUAGAAUAAAAUGUCUUAUUUUUAACACUUGUUAAUGAGUUCAUAAUUGGCUUGUCAUUUUAUUUUAGAACACAUAUCAUUAUGUUUCAGAAAAUCGUGUUGGGAACGAACAUUGUGAUUUUUAUGUCAGGGUGUAGUAAUUUGUAAUGUUUCCAUAACAUUUUUGUUAUAUUUCUGCAUGAUAAUUACAACCUAACUCAAUUCUGCAGCUAAUUAUUCAGUUGUUAAUUGUGUUAAGACAUUUGUGGAAAUUAACGAUGAAUUGACACUUUUGAAUGCUGCACCUGUAAUCCAUGGCUCUUUUUAGAAUAAUGAUUGUUUUUAAUAAUUUCAAACAAAUAAUUGCUUGCAUUCAGUAUAUGGUAUAAAUGUUUUAAUGAAAUGACUCGAUUCUUCUUACUUUGUUCUUUCUUGGAAAACAAUUUUUUUGAAUAAUUAAGUUUAAAAUUUAUAAAUAUUGGGAGCAUGUAAAUAAAACACAUUUAAAAAUGUUUCUUGUGUUCAGAAUAAUUGUCAAUACUUUUUAGCAAACAUUGAAUUAGAUUUUGUAUUGUUUUAUGUGUAAUAUAAUUUGAAACAUAAGUUUUUACACAAUGUAACUUACAAUAUUAGCAUUUGCUGCUUUCUCUCAUUGAAUCAUUUUAGUAACAUGGUUAGUUAAAUCUUAAACAAUUGAUUCUGUCAAAUUACGUAAUCUGCAUUUAACACAUCUUCAUCAACACUUGUCUUUUUCCUCCUUGCCAAGAUUUUUAAUUUGGUCAAACUAUUUGUAAAUUUUCAUCCAGUAAGUACAUGGAAGAUUUGUUGUGGUAUGUAUGUAAGAAAAACAAUAUUUUAGUUUAGUUUUAAAUCACAAGUUUUAUAAAAUCUAAAAUUGAGGUGAUGGAAAAUAAAUUUUAGGUUUUACUCGAUUUAGAUUUGUACUCAUCAUCAAACUUUUUUUAAAUAAGUAUUAUUUAAACAUUAAAAAUAUACAUAAGUCUUGUUGGAAAAUCGCAGCACUGUGAGUUAAAAAAGGUUGAAUUUUCUUUCCAAGGUGGUCCAAAUUUCCAGAGCAAGGCUGUUUAUCUACAAGCUAUACUUUGCAUAGAACUAGUGGGAUUUUCCCCUUCUCACAUUUGGAGGGACACUACCAGAAAAUUGCAAAAAAGGAGAGAAGUUCUGUUUUUUGUUCACUGUGUCAUCUUUUUUUGUGUUUUGUAUUUUUUGUAGUUUUCCUCUGGUGAGUGCUGGUUUUAUGGACCGACUACUUUUGGAAAAUGGGCAUUAUUUUAAUGCAAAGUAUAGAGGUUGUAAUAUUUGAUCUAGUUGUAGUUAUAAGUUUAGUUCCUUAGCUAUAGAUGUAUGUACUUUAUCUUUGAUGUAUUUUAAAGAUUCACUAGUAUAAAGAAAGCAUAAUCACAACUGAUAUUGUUAAAUAUGUUCUCAUUUCUUAAAAGUUGAUUUAAAAAUUGUGAUGCCUGUAUGAACUUUGUUAAUUUUGUUGCUGAAGAGUUGAGCUAUUUAAUUUUCAAGUGUUUAAAUUUGUGUUGUUAGAACGAAAGAGUUAAUUAUUUUCUUUUCAUGUAGAUAUGGUUUAAAAUAGAAUAAGUAUAAUUUGUCAAUCAAUUUAAUCUGUAACCACCUCAUUGUCAAAUUAAUUCAGAAUUCCAUCUGUAUCAACUUUUGAGAAGUUAUGUGCUAGUAAAAACAUAGAACAGAUGAUGUGUUAGAAUUGAUACUUUUUACUCAUACAUACCCAAGGUUUAACCAAGUUUUUAGAUUAUUCUGUAGGAAGAAGUGUUAUACUUGUUUCUGCUUAUAAUCUAUCUAAUGGUUAUGCUUACCAACCUAAUACUCAGUUUAUUGACACGUAUGUUGAACUUGCCAAUUAAAAGAGUAAUAAAUCAAAACUUAAAUAGUAAUAA
Homalodisca vitripennis (glassy-winged sharpshooter) is the source of this 3942-nucleotide messenger RNA. Its product is annotated as interferon-inducible double-stranded RNA-dependent protein kinase activator A homolog. Lineage: Eukaryota; Metazoa; Arthropoda; Insecta; Hemiptera; Cicadellidae. The coding region runs from base 245 to 1408 and encodes 387 amino acids. The transcript has 10 exons. The record is from RefSeq and is a predicted model, not a curated record.